This is a messenger RNA of Haliaeetus leucocephalus (bald eagle), 2427 nucleotides long. RefSeq names its product tubulin, beta 1 class VI (gene TUBB1). The transcript is spliced from 4 exons. Gene Ontology annotation, biological process: mitotic cell cycle; microtubule cytoskeleton organization. The coding region runs from base 153 to 1502 and encodes 449 amino acids. Gene Ontology annotation, molecular function: structural constituent of cytoskeleton; GTPase activity; GTP binding. The record is from RefSeq and is a predicted model, not a curated record. Gene Ontology annotation, cellular component: microtubule; cytoplasm. NCBI's taxonomy places the organism in Eukaryota, Metazoa, Chordata, Aves, Accipitriformes, Accipitridae.
UGCUGAGUGACAGUCCCCCCAGUAUAAAAAGGCCCCUUGGGGCGGACUGCACUGGGUGUAGCUGAUACAGCAGCAGAAAGAGGGCUUGUUCUGGGGACUGCAACUAGAAAACCUGUUAGGUUGUAGCCACCAACAGGUCUAAGCUACACAAAAUGCGUGAAAUUGUGCAUCUUCAGAUUGGCCAGUGUGGGAACCAAAUUGGAGCUAAGUUCUGGGAGGUGAUAAGUGACGAACAUGGAAUUGACAUCGCUGGGAACUACCGUGGGGAUGCAUCACUGCAGCUUGAGCGAAUUAACGUGUACUUCAAUGAGGCUUACUCCCAUAAAUAUGUGCCCCGUUCUAUCUUGGUGGACCUGGAACCUGGUACAAUGGACAGUGUACGGUCUAGCAAAAUAGGCCCACUCUUUCGACCUGACAAUUUUAUUCAUGGUAAUUCAGGUGCUGGAAACAACUGGGCUAAGGGCCAUUACACAGAAGGCGCUGAACUGAUUGAAAACGUCAUGGAUGUGGUCAGGAAUGAGUGUGAGAGCUGUGACUGCCUUCAGGGCUUCCAGCUCAUCCAUUCACUUGGUGGUGGUACAGGCUCAGGUAUGGGCACGCUCCUCAUCAACAAAAUCAGAGAAGAAUAUCCCGACAGGAUUAUGAACACUUUCAGUGUUGUGCCUUCACCCAAAGUAUCUGACACGGUCGUAGAGCCUUAUAACGCCAUCCUCUCCAUCCAUCAACUGAUAGAGAAUACAGAUGAAACCUUUUGCAUUGACAAUGAAGCUCUAUACGAUAUAUGUUUCAGAACUUUAAAGCUCACCAAUCCUACCUACGGUGACCUCAACCACUUAGUGUCCCUAACGAUGAGCGGUGUCACAACCUCACUCCGUUUUCCUGGUCAACUGAAUGCAGACCUGAGGAAGCUGGCUGUUAACAUGGUGCCCUUUCCUCGCCUGCAUUUCUUUAUGCCAGGCUUUGCUCCACUGACAGCUCGAGGCAGCCAACAGUACAGAGCGCUCUCGGUGCCAGAGCUUACUCAACAAAUGUUUGACGCACGCAACAUGAUGGCAGCCUGCGACCCUCGUCGUGGACGUUACUUGACCGUGGCAUGCAUCUUCAGAGGCCGAAUGUCUACCAGAGAAGUGGAUGAGCAGUUGCUGGCUGUCCAGACCAAGAAUAGUUCCUACUUUGUGGAGUGGAUCCCUAAUAAUGUCAAAGUGGCUGUGUGUGACAUACCACCGCGAGGCUUAAAGAUGGCAGCUACCUUUAUUGGCAAUAACACAGCCAUUCAGGAGCUCUUCAUCAGGGUUUCUGAACAGUUCUCAGCUAUGUUCAGAAGAAAAGCAUUUCUCCAUUGGUAUACUGGUGAAGGUAUGGAUGAGAUGGAGUUUUCUGAAGCAGAAGGCAACACCAAUGACCUUGUGUCCGAGUACCAACAGUACCAGGAUGCCACUGCAGAUGUUGAGGAAUAUGAAGAGGUAGAAGUGGAAGCCAACCCAGAAAAGGAAGCACUGUAAAAACAAUGGUAAUAUCAAAACAUUCUCCGAAUAAGCCUGUGGACACUCACUAAAGAAAAAGCAGUAGCCAUCAUCUGCAUACUGAAAAUAACACCUUUCUUAAGAAUUUUUACUCUACGUCUGGCCAAAAUAUAUUCAGUAUUACAAGACAAUGCUUUUGGAAUUAAUGGCAGCUAUGCUUUACUCUCCUAAACAACUGUUGACACUGAAUUGCUCCCAAAAAAGAGCCACUAUGAAGAUGUCUCGUAACAGCCUUUCUUGUAAAUGUAUUCACUUUUAGAGUAUUAUCACCUGAUCCUGAAUGUAAUAUACAGUCUCUGUGUCUGUGUAUAUAAUCAGAAUGAUAAGCAACAGCAGAAUAUGCUAUCAACUCAUCAAAUUUAUUUAUUCUCAGGUAAACACAGUCCGUGUUUUGUUUGUGAACUUGUUACUGUUUUAAGAACACAGGCACAUCUGUGAGGCCUAUAAAGGCAGUUAUCUAUUUUAUUAUACACUCCACAGACUGAUGUAGGUCUGCAGACAAGUUCAGUUCCUUAAGUAACUAAGUUGCAGGGGAGGGAAGGGGAAAGAACAUGGGGCAAAAGACUGAAUAUACACAUUCUUACUUUUUUUAAUGUCACUUUAAUAGUUCUAUCACAUUGCUGGCUUUUAUAUUAUUGCAGAGCUUGUAUUCAUUAUCAUUGUGUGGUUUGUUUCUAUUUCAAACUAUAGAGUUAUAUUAGCAUGGAAACUUGUGAACAUUGUGUAAAAGUUUCAGUGUGUGGUUUGGGUUUUUUUCCCCCGUGUACUAACUAACUACUGUCAAUUUUCUUCCUAUCAUUCAGUACAGCAAAAUGGAUAGAAUGGUUUGCAGCUAGUUAGAUACAGGUUCAAUGGCAAUCACUAAAUAAAAAACAUAUCUUGACUUAAAAAAAAAAAAUUCUUA